CUCCACUUUGUGGUUGCUUCAGCCUCACACAGAGAGAGUGAGGAGAACGAAGUAGCGACCCGGCGGCUACACUUAGUCAGAGUUGAGCAACUUGGUGGGGACCACACAGAGACCGUUUGGACCUUCUCCAACCGAACCAUGACACCCUGCACUGUCUCUCACCAUUUACUAUCAAUGCGUGUGAAGAGCUGAGGGCGGAAGUGAGAGAAGGGGAAGUUGUGAGGGCUGAGAUAAGGAAUUAAACUAAUUUUCUUGUUUUCUUAAGCCAAGUUCUGGUCCGGUCUCGCCUUUGUGGAGGACAAGGGAAUCUGGCGGACUUUAAGUGGGCAUGGACACCCACGUUAAAGAAGGACAACUGUAUGUGCAGCAUCAGAAGUUUGGAAAGAAAUGGAAGAAGAACUGGUUCGUCCUAUACCCUGCCAGCCAAAAUGGCAUCGCCCGUCUGGAGUUCUUCGACGUACCCUCGGGUUCUGGGGGCAUGGGCAGCGGAGGCUCAAGCAGCAGCGCCAAUGAUAAAACACGAAAGCUGGACAAGAAGAUCAUCCGCUUGUCCGAGUGCAUCUCUAUCCUGCCGGCGCUGACGGAGAACUGUCCCAAAGAAAACAUGGCAGCCUUCUGCGUGGAAACCAACGAUAAAACCUACGUGUUUGCUGCGGAGAAGAGCAUCGCCAAAGACUGGAUGAACACCAUGUGUGACAUCGCAUUUCAGGGAGGAAGCGGGGGCAGUGGUACGAUUGCAGAUUCCAAUGGAGGACCACAUGACAUACAGAUGUCUGAAAACCUCAUUUACUGCUCCAGAGAGCAAGUGAACGAGUUCUGGGUGACCAUCCAGCGCACAGAGGCGUCAGAUCGCUGCGGGCUGGCCGGAAACUACUGGCUGAAAGCCGAAAGCGACACCUUGAUCUUGAAGGAGCCGAAAACCAAGAGGAACAUGUUGGUGUGGCCUUACAAGCUGCUGCGCAGAUACGGCAGAGAUCGGGUGAUGUUUUCAUUCGAGGCAGGUCGUCGCUGUGACUCAGGCCCCGGUAACUUCACCUUUGAGACCAAGCAAGGCAACGAAAUAUUCAUGCUGGUCGACCAGGCCAUUCAGUCGCAGAAGGCUCAAACUCAGGAUCAACACCUCAGCUGCUCCAGCUUGGACCCAGACUGCCCUUCAUCACUGCAGCAAAUUCGCAACGCCGUGCUCAUGGGGGGAAGUGGCGACAGCAGCGGCAACAGCCGGGAGGCGGACGGCGAUUCAGGAGGCAGCAAACCGGGUUCUGGUGAUGGUGUGCUGGGAAAGAGAGAGUCGGGGGAAGGAGGAGGAGGAGGUGUAGGAAGAGGACAAGGACAAGGAGGACUCAAAUGCAGGAGUUUACCAGAACCACCCGGCAUGUUAGGGGUUAUGGGAGAAGGUUUGACUCCGCCUCGGUCGCCCAGAGGGCAGACAGCAGCAAAAGGUGUUUCCUCAGCUGAACAGGCACAUCUUUAUUCAGAGCCAGCUGACGCAGUCCGCCUGCCUCUGUACAAUCUGGACUGUAUCUACUCUGACCCCGUGGACAGUUUCAAGAUACAGAAUCAGACCAGUGUCCCAGCCAACGCUCCAGUGCCCGUGCCUCGGCUGAGGACGCCAGGAGACGAGGCAGCAGCGGGCGGUGGCCAAGGGGAACAGUUCCACGGAGGCGUCAAUCGGAAGCCGCCCGACCUUUUUUCACAUGUGUACGAUCAGAUCACCUUGGAGCUGAUGCACAAAACCAAUGUUCUAAGUUUGAACGGGGGCACAGGGGGAGGAAAGGGGGAAGGAAGGAAGGUUAAAAAUAAAAAAAACCCACCAGGAGGCCAAGCAGAGGGCGCCACACUAUCUCCACUUCCUUGUCAAGAGCACAUAUACGAUGAACCAGAGGGCUGUGCAAGUCUGCCUGCUGGCCUAGGGAUGAGUAUUUACAGCGAGGCCCGUUUGGAGCCGCACAGCCAGAUGAGACUGGAAGAGGUGGGGCCCUCGUCAGGUUCACAGGGACAUUACACCACACCGUCCCAAGGGAAGAGCGCAGACUCUCAGAUGCCACAACACCUGGGCCCAAACAGGAGCAACCUGCAAACACUGGUCUCCAAGUACUCCAAACCAGUCCUAGCUCCCAAACCAGGUCGGAAGGAGCCCAUGCCACUGCCUCCUGGAAAACAAGGAGGCAAUGUCAACAACAACAAUAACAACAAGUGGGUAGAAGGAGGAAGUGGGGUGAAGGAGCUGUACAGCAGAGUGAUUAAACAGAAGCCUUUACCUGCUGACUCAUGGUAUGGUCAUCACCGCAAGGUGCCGCUGAGAUCGCCUGAAAUCAUCUAUGACAAUCUGGGAGAUGUUUAAGACUCUUAAAGAAAACGAUACUUCCAUUUAAAAAAGAAAAAAAAGGACGCCAAAGUAGUAAUGGCAGAUGAAAAAAAAAGCUGAAUACCCUGAUUCUUGCAGACUGGACUGGAAUGAUUCACAGUUGUGAGAAAAGCAGAUUGCAGCUGUGUUCUAUCCUGUUGUAGGGCCUCCCUCUGUGUGUGUGGGUUUACGUGUGUAAAAGAGAGUGUUUGCAUGGUUUACAGUUAGCGGACGCCUCGUCCAAAGAGACGUACAGCGGAGGAUUAACGUUGUCAAGCACGUGGUUCCUCUGGGAAUCAAACCCGGGACUCUCUGCUUUCGAGGCAGGCGUGCUAACCGCUACACUUUGGGGCCAUCCUGUAACCCAUAAUUGGUGUACAAAGCCACAAUGUGGUUGGAGGCUAGUGCUUCUUCUACCAACACACACACACACACACACAGGGUUACAGGCUUCAUUUGGUUUUUCCUUGAAAAAAAAUCUAGGCCGUUCCUUUUGAAGUGACUUUUUUCUCCUUCUCUCUUUCUGUGGAUUGUAACAAUGGGACAAUGAGGAGUCAAGGCUUCACCCAAAACUCUCACACA
Molecule: messenger RNA, 2926 nt
Organism: Cynoglossus semilaevis (tongue sole)
Lineage: Eukaryota; Metazoa; Chordata; Actinopteri; Pleuronectiformes; Cynoglossidae
Gene: dok1b
Product: docking protein 1b
Exons: 5
Coding region: 329-2341 (670 amino acids)
Biological process (GO): cell surface receptor protein tyrosine kinase signaling pathway; positive regulation of MAPK cascade; Ras protein signal transduction
Cellular component (GO): cytoplasm
Source: RefSeq, a predicted model, not a curated record